CAUCCGACGCCGAGGCUUUGAAAGUGAAACGAAGAAUGGCUUGAACAAGGAAGACACAUAUUUUACAGGAAGGCACUGCGCUGUUUUUUAAGUUUUGUUUGAAUUUGUUUGGAGACAAAACGCGGAAAGACUGCCCUUUCGACUCGGUUGUGUUUUUUCUCAGGCAAUAGAUCACAUUGUUUCGACCCCGGGGAGAUUUUCAAGCGGCUGACCUGACAUCUAAGAAGAGGCUAACGUUAGCCGUGUGUGCUAACAACAACAGCAGGCCCCGGAGCUCUAUUGUCCCUUACCUUACUCCUCGAUCGCAUAGUUUAUUUCAGCAAGCUCUCCAAACAAAGCCAGUGCUUCGUAUCCUCCGUAUCGACAGCAGUAGUCACUGUCAUCACUGUUUUUGCUGCCUGUUUUUCGGGGGAUAUCAUUCGGGACUGGCCUUCGUGGGGUACAGUGCCAUCCAUACGAUCACAUCCGUCGUAUUAACAGGAUAAAACGCCAAUCGUAUCUCCACUCCUCCCGAAAGACGCUAAGGCAAGUGGGUAAACAUGUACGCACCCCCGGGCCCCGCUGUCACCAGCGGCCGGAGGCGGAGAGGCGGCACCUCGCUGCCCAAGCAGCCGGAGCGUAGCCUGGCGUCCGCCCUCCCCGGAGCGCUCUCCAUCACCGCACUGUGCACGGCCCUGGCGGAACCGGCCUGGCUCCGGAUCCACGGUGGCACCUGUCCAAGGCAGGAGCUGGGGGUAGCAGACGUCUUGGGUUAUAUCGAUCCCAAACUCCUGGAGGAUUAUUGUGUGAACCCCCAGACUAUCUUGUUGCUGAGGGUGAUUGCUGCCUUCUGCUUCCUGGGCAUUCUGUGCAGUCUGACUGCAUUCCUUUUAGAUGUGUUUGGACCCAAACAUCCGGCACUCAAGAUCACACGCCGAUAUGCCUUUGCCCACAUCCUCACAGUACUGCAGUGCGCCACGGUCAUCGGCUUCUGCUACUGGGCCUCGGAGCUCAUCCUGUCGCUACAGCAGCAGCACAAGAAGUACCACGGCUCGCUCAUCUACGUCACCUUCGCCAUCAGCUUCUACCUCGUGGCGGGCGCCGGCGGGGCCUCCAUCCUGGCCACGGCGGCCAACCUGCUGCGCCACUACCCCACGGAGGAGGAGGAGCAGGCCCUGGAGCUGCUGUCGGAGAUGGAGGAGAGCAGCGACACCUACCCCGCCGACUAUGACAUUGCCAAUCAGUUCCAGCCGCCGCCGGCGUACACGCCGUGACGCGGCCGACCGCCUCCGACGCCCCCUCUCUCUCUCCCUCUCUCUCUCUCUCCACCUCUCUCUCGCCCCCGACCCCACCCCAACCGCGCUCCAACGGAGACGUCCGUUCUGUCUUAUUAACACACGCUUCUCUAUGAGCACCGCUUUUCUUUUAGUUUACCGGCCUCCUCAGACCCGGCCGACGCGCUGGCGGCCCCCGCGCAGAGAGGCGCGUCCAGGUCACCGGGUGUCCAGUGGACAUGGCCAAGCGCUACGUUGUCUGUGAUGAACACACCGGGCGCUCGGAGAGAGCGCACGUUUCCGUUGGUUGUCGGCUCGGGUGCAUGAAAACUUAAGUGUCAGCAGGAAAUCUGGGAGAGGUUUAAUUUACCUUUCCUUUUGCUUUCACCCGUGGAGCUUCUUUUUUUUUCUUUUUUUUGGGAUGUGCAUGUAAAUUGCGGUUGAGAUUGGGUGCUGACAUGUAAAGCAAAACUAAAGUAGGUGAAGUUCCGUGUGGACGUGGAUCAUCCCAUCAUAGUUAAUGGAGUGGAUGUAGAAGUCACAGCCAGUUCAAUGCCAAAUUGGGAAGCCGAGCGGGUCAGCCACAGUGCUAGUGGGCGGACGGAGCAUUCAAGAGUGUAAUUACUUUUGAAAUUUUUUAUAUGCUUGCCGUGUGCUUGAUUUGACUUUGCUGAAAUGACUUUCAUUUCUAUAUUUCGUUUAAUGGUCAUUUUAAUUUAUUCAUAUUGCUGUCUCUAGUGCUGUACAUUUUAUUUCCCCCUUUUCUCUGUAGACAUGUUUUUUAGUUUUAUUUAAUCAGUGAUGUGUUAUGAGACAGAACAAGGAAAUGAACAGAUGUUUUAGACGAUGUGGGACAGGUUUUAUUUGUUGGUGGUGUUGUAGCAUGUCUUGUUUCUUUUAUAGUACAGCUGAUUCAAUUUGAUAAACUUUUGGGCUAAUAAUAACAAAGGAUGUGUUUGUGUGGUAUUUUUUUUAUAAUCGAUACGCUCAUGGUUCACUAGAAUUGUUCUACGCAAAUGACGUUUUAAUGACGGAAGGAAGCAGUAAAACUGUCCUGUGACAACACAAAAUGAAUCAUCUAUUAAUUUGGCUCAAGUUCUGCCUGCGUGGCAAAUGUGGACUCUUAUAUAAAUCUCAUUGGAGGUUAAAAACCAAGGCCUAGAAUUGUGGAUAAUGUAAUCAUACUUGUGACAUGUUUAUCAUUCAACGCCAUUUCUGCAUUCUGUUAAUUAAACUUCCUAUAGUUCUAAAGUGUUAAAGUUUGUUAAGUGUACAACAUGGUGGACUGCUGAAUUAUACAUGACAGAGGACAAUAAAGUGAAUGCCAAAUUCCA
This is a messenger RNA of Gadus morhua (Atlantic cod), 2587 nucleotides long. RefSeq names its product transmembrane protein 127 (gene tmem127). Lineage: Eukaryota; Metazoa; Chordata; Actinopteri; Gadiformes; Gadidae. The coding region runs from base 540 to 1253 and encodes 237 amino acids. The transcript has 3 exons. The record is from RefSeq and is a predicted model, not a curated record. Gene Ontology annotation, cellular component: membrane. Gene Ontology annotation, biological process: negative regulation of TOR signaling; negative regulation of cell population proliferation.